Messenger RNA from Schizosaccharomyces cryophilus OY26, 3994 nucleotides. RefSeq names its product cell wall protein Ecm33. NCBI's taxonomy places the organism in Eukaryota, Fungi, Ascomycota, Schizosaccharomycetes, Schizosaccharomycetales, Schizosaccharomycetaceae. Bases 1074 to 2330 code for a protein of 418 amino acids. Gene Ontology annotation, biological process: fungal-type cell wall organization. Gene Ontology annotation, cellular component: fungal-type cell wall; plasma membrane. The record is from RefSeq and is a predicted model, not a curated record. The transcript has a single exon.
AAAGAAAUUUAAAAGGCCAAUCGUCAAUCUCUUCGAGAUAACUCAAACUUUAUCAGCAUGUUCCCGAAGCACCACCCAGUUCAGUCUCGUCCCGUCCCGUCCGUCCUGCUUGAUUUAUUUGUUUAUGUUUAUACCGCGUAGAACGAGCAAAAACGAAACCAGACUUUCUCGAGUUUAGAAGACAAUCUACCAAUGUCCAAUUGCUACUUUCUGUAAACAGAACUCAGACUGUUGUUUGAUUUUUUUGUUUUUUUUUGUUUUUGACUCUUGCACAUCAUAUCAGGCAGGAAUAACUGAACACAUAGAUGGGUACAGGGGUUUCAGUGCUGGUAGGAGACGACGGAUGUGAAAAGUCAGCCUCAUUUUAUCAGCGUUCAUGACUUUUUUCACGGGAAACCAACGGUUCAGCCAUCUACAAUUGUCCACAAACCUCUAAAAUGGCUUGCAUAUUAUGACUAGACAAACGCAAUUGUCUAUUGCAUUUCUGUGCCAGCUUUAUAAACAAGCCUUUUGUUUGUUUAAUAGCACGUUUGUUUACAUGAAUACAAUAUCUCGUUACCCUAGCAACCCAGACCUUAAGGGCCCGUUUGCUUUGCUAUCAGUAGGGGUUAAGCCAAUCAGGAGCCGCGUUGCUCACGUUCUCGUACCUACUUUCAUUCAUCGCUCGGGCAACGAGUUGGCUGGUUGUAUCUUGUUAACUGUAAACAUUGCAACGGUUGUGCUUGUUCACGUGGCUUGAGGAAAGUCACGGAAAACCCGGCUUUUUCUACUAUAUAAGGCACGAUUUCCUAUACUAAGAGAUCAGACCAAAGCGAACCACUUCUCACUAUAUUCAAGUUCUUCUUGAAUUUUAAGCUCUUUUAUUUGCUUUCAUCGCUUCUUUGACCCUUAGGUCUUUCAUUUCUUUUAUAUUUUUUUCAGUUGGACAUUCUUUUGAAGACCUUCUCAUCUUUUAUAUUCAUUGUUCUUUUUUGCAUCGUUCAUUUAAGACCAAGUCUUUUGCAUUUUUCUUAAUUUUCGAUAUUAUUUUUGAGUUUUUCUUUCUUUUCAUUAUCUUAAGCAUCUGAUUCAUCAUGUUGUUUUUCAAGUCUCUUUCUCUUUCUCUUCUUUUCCUCGCUUCUCGCGUCCUAGCCGACGACAACAAGUGCUCUGGCGAUAAAAACGUUACUGCUCAAAGUGACCUCGAUAACAUCAGCAGCUGCAGCAAGUUGGAUGGCAGCUUGUACGUUAACAACUUGCAAAACAGUGGUGUCACUGUCCUUAACAUUGAUGGUGUUAAGGUGAUCACUGGAGAUGUCGAAGUUUCCCACAGCCAAUACUUGCAAACCGUCAACUUCCAGGACCUUGAGACCGUUUCUGGUAAGUUCAGCAUUCACGAUAAUACUCGUUUGAACUCGCUUCCCGCUCCUAAACUCACUGACGUUGGCUCCUUGGAUCUCAUGGUCUUGCCCGCUUUGCAACAUCUCCAAUUUAAUAGUGGUAUCAAGAAGGCCGGUGAUGUCCAAAUCGUCGACACUAACCUCGAGGAUAUCCAGGGUAUUGAUGUCACCAGUGUUAAAUCCUUCAACAUCAAUAACAACAAGUAUAUUGAAUCUAUUGAUAUGCCCCAAUUGGAAACUGCCCAGUCCAUCAACAUCGCUUCCAACGCUAGAAAGGUUGACGUUAACUUUAGCAAGCUCGCCAACGUUAGCGGCGAUACUAACUUUAAUGGAAUCAGCAACGUUUUCGUCGGUAACUUGAAGUCUGCUAAGGGCAGUCUUGGUUUCACCGACACCACCCUUAACAAUGUCUCUCUUCCCUACCUCACCUCCGUUAGCGAAUCUCUCUACUUUAUGGAUUCCCAAGAUCUUAAUAGCUUGAGUCUUCCCAACUUGACUACUGUUGGUGGUAGUUUGACCAUCAACAACACAGACUUGGCUAAGAUCUCUGGUUUCCCUAAGCUUAACGAAGUCGGUGGUGGUCUUACCAUGCUCGGUAACUACUCCUAUGUUGACCUUCCCAAGCUUACUGAUGUUCGUGGUAGUUUGCUUCUUGAAUCUAAGUCCAGCAACUUCACCUGCCCCUUCAGCAAGAGCGACGGCGUUAUUAAGGGUAAUGACUGGACUUGCAAGGGCGAAGUUUCUAGCAUGGCCAAAUCUUCUGAAGUCUCCGCCACUGCCACUGGAUCUAGUGACUCCUCUGCUUCUGCCACUUCCUCUUCUAUGAGCUAUUCCGGCUCUUCCGACUCUCAUGGAAAGUCCGCUUCUUCCGAUUCUGGUGCUUCCACUGUUGCCUUCUCUGCUGGUAUCGUUGGUAUCGUUACCCUCCUCGGUGCUGCUCUCAGCUUGUAAGUGAAUUCAUUUUAAUAUUCCUUAAAAUAUGAUGGUUUAUCCAGCGUUUGCAUUAAUUGCCCUUCGUAGUGGCGAAGGGAUUUAAUAUUUAUUAUUUGUAUGCAAGCAAAAGUGUUGGUUAUUUAGCUAUUCAGGUGUCACAAGUCCGUCACUUCCUUAGGUAAAUUGGCUUGUCUAUGGAAUAGGCAAGGUUCUGGGGAUAUCAUGAAGGUUAUAUCCCAUGAAAUUGGUACAUAGUUGUUUAGGUCAUACUCCGAUUUCCUUUGGUCUGUUUUUGUUGCAUAUAUACCCUCUAGCGUGAUUUGUUAAUGGUGGAUAUAAAUUUUUAAUGUUUGGUUAGUUUACUUGUGUGUUUAAGAGACAGGCUUUUCUUGUUUAUUGUCAUAUUAUAGAUGAUUUUUAGUUAACUAGCUGUUUUACAUUGAUGCUGAAAGCAAUGUAUCUUUUGAAAAAAAUGUUUACUGUUUUUGUAUAGUCAAUACUAUUUACGUAAGCUCUUUAGAAUUUACUAUUUGACAUCUGUUUUCGGUGACGGAGAGUUCAGUGUUUAUAAUAUUAAUGUACACGAGAAAUACGAAGCAACAAAUUUUUUACGAAUUAACCUAUGAAAAUAUAAGACAUACUUCAAGUAAAAGAGGUAGAUUUCAUAGGUUGAAACGAUCUAUUAAUUUCACAAAAUUCAUUUAAUCUAGGAACGUUUGUUCUAGGAAUUUACUAUAACGCUAAGGUUAGGAAAAGAACUAAAAUUGAGUACUUCGAAACGUACCUUUUUAGAAGAAGAAGCUGCCUUCCGCUCAUCAGCAGCACGUUGUUUUGCUCUCAUGAUUUCAGCCUGACUAACAAGUGUUAAUUUUAUGCAAUUCAUUGACGAAGAAUUCCACAUAAAACCCGGUAGAUAACCAACACUUACGCUUCCAGACGCUUAGCGGGAUUCCCGUCUUGCUUCUUUUUAGCAGCUUGUUGCUUUUUUGCAUUACGAACACGAUCGACUUCACGUUGGUUACCACCUGUAGAGAGAAAAAGAAGCAUUAGCAGAUGAUACAAAACUAAAAGGGUAAAACCAACCAACUCCUUGAAUCCAAUCAAACCUUCACCCUUUCGCCCUCACUUCCCUCACAGAAAAGGAAGACAUUACGUCCUUUCAACCUGAAACGCUAAAGUCGUUCUAUAGCAAAAUGCAGCAAAGUGGAUGAAUUAAAAGCAAAGAAACAUGAUAGUAUUAAUAAAAGAAGCGAUGUAUCAUGUUAUGUUGGUUAUGAAGGAAGGAACCUGGGACAAAGAAGGCUUCGGCAUGGAUUUCUUACCGGGUUGUUUUUUAUAUUUUCAAUGUUACUUACGAGACAUCUUACAAAUAGUGAAGGAAAAAAAAAUUGAUUGAGUACUUUAAAGUCAUUCAGACGACAAGUUUCUCGGAAUAUAUGGUGGUGAGUUUUGUGUUUGUUUACGGUGUUAAAGCACAAUAAUGAAGUUGAGUGCAUUGUCAAAGUUCGAAAGAAAGUUACGGAAUAAUUUUUUGCGAAAAUGAGUGAGGAUUUCUAUCAUUCAUUAGUAAACAAACGAUGGCAAUUGUGAAGUUGAACAUGUAUGAGAAAAAUAAUGAUUAUCUAUAAUUAAACAAUAAAAAUAAUAAACGAAACUUAAAAGUAAGAAGAAAAGAAUUCAGA